Messenger RNA from Oncorhynchus keta (chum salmon), 3392 nucleotides. RefSeq names its product collagen alpha-2(IV) chain-like. NCBI's taxonomy places the organism in Eukaryota, Metazoa, Chordata, Actinopteri, Salmoniformes, Salmonidae. The record is from RefSeq and is a predicted model, not a curated record. The transcript has 10 exons. Bases 54 to 2210 code for a protein of 718 amino acids.
UUCCUGUAUCUCGCUGUCUGGCCUUCCUCCCCCUGCAGGGGUCUGAUGUUGGCAUGCCUGGGUUUCCUGUAUCUCACUGUCUGGCCUGCCUCCCCCUGCAGGGGUCUGAUGUUGGCAUGUAUAGGUUUCCUGUAUCUCACUGUCUGGCCUGCCUCCCCCUGCAGGGGUCUGAUGUUGGAAUGUAUAGGUUUCCUGUAUCUCACUGUCUGGCCUGCCUCCCCCUGCAGGGGUCUGAUGUUGGCAUGUAUAGGUUUCCUGUAUCUCACUGUCUGGCCUGCCUCCCCCUGCAGGGGUCUGAUGUUGGCAUGUAUAGGUUUCCUGUAUCUCACUGUCUGGCCUGCCUCCCCCUGCAGGGGUCUGAUGUUGGCAUGCCUGGGUUUCCUGUAUCUCACUGUCUGGCCUGCCCGCAGGGGUCUGAUGUUGGAAUGUAUAGGUUUCCUGUAUCUCACUGUCUGGCCUGCCUCCCCCUGCAGGGGUCUGAUGUUGGCAUGUAUAGGUUUCCUGUAUCUCACUGUCUGGCCUGCCUCCCCCUGCAGGGGUCUGAUGUUGGCAUGUAUAGGUUUCCUGUAUCUCACUGUCUGGCCUGCCUCCCCCUGCAGGGGUCUGAUGUUGGCAUGUAUAGGUUUCCUGUAUCUCACUGUCUGGCCUGCCUCCCCCUGCAGGGGUCUGAUGUUGGCAUGUAUAGGUUUCCUGUAUCUCACUGUCUGGCCUGCCUCCCCCUGCAGGGGUCUGAUGUUGGAAUGUAUAGGUUUCCUGUAUCUCACUGUCUGGCCUGCCUCCCCCUGCAGGGGUCUGAUGUUGGCAUGUAUAGGUUUCCUGUAUCUCACUGUCUGGCCUGCCUCCCCCUGCAGGGGUCUGAUGUUGGCAUGUAUAGGUUUCCUGUAUCUCACUGUCUGGCCUGCCUCCCCCUGCAGGGGUCUGAUGUUGGCAUGUAUAGGUUUCCUGUAUCUCACUGUCUGGCCUGCCUCCCCCUGCAGGGGUCUGAUGUUGGCAUGUAUAGGUUUCCUGUAUCUCACUGUCUGGCCUGCCUCCCCCUGCAGGGGUCUGAUGUUGGCAUGUAUAGGUUUCCUGUAUCUCACUGUCUGGCCUGCCUCCCCCUGCAGGGGUCUGAUGUUGGCAUGUAUAGGUUUCCUGUAUCUCACUGUCUGGCCUGCCUCCCCCUGCAGGGGUCUGAUGUUGGCAUGUAUAGGUUUCCUGUAUCUCACUGUCUGGCCUUCCUCCCCCUGCAGGGGUCUGAUGUUGGCAUGUAUAGGUUUCCUGUAUCUCACUGUCUGGCCUGCCUCCCCCUGCAGGGGUCUGAUGUUGGCAUGUAUAGGUUUCCUGUAUCUCACUGUCUGGCCUUCCUCCCCCUGCAGGGGUCUGAUGUUGGCAUGCCUGGGUUUCCUGUAUCUCACUGUCUGGCCUGCCUCCCCCUGCAGGGGUCUGAUGUUGGCAUGCCUGGGUUUCCUGUAUCUCACUGUCUGGCCUGCCUCCCCCUGCAGGGGUCUGAUGUUGGCAUGCCUGGGUUUCCUGUAUCUCACUGUCUGGCCUGCCUCCCCCUGCAGGGGUCUGAUGUUGGCAUGUAUAGGUUUCCUGUAUCUCACUGUCUGGCCUGCCUCCCCCUGCAGGGGUCUGAUGUUGGCAUGUAUAGGUUUCCUGUAUCUCACUGUCUGGCCUUCCUCCCCCUGCAGGGGUCUGAUGUUGGCAUGCCUGGGUUUCCUGUAUCUCACUGUCUGGCCUGCCUCCCCCUGCAGGGGUCUGAUGUUGGCAUGCCUGGGUUUCCUGUAUCUCACUGUCUGGCCUGCCUCCCCCUGCAGGGGUCUGAUGUUGGCAUGUAUAGGUUUCCUGUAUCUCACUGUCUGGCCUUCCUCCCCCUGCAGGGGUCUGAUGUUGGCAUGCCUGGGUUUCCUGUAUCUCACUGUCUGGCCUGCCUCCCCCUGCAGGGGUCUGAUGUUGGCAUGCCUGGGUUUCCUGUAUCUCACUGUCUGGCCUGCCUCCCCCUGCAGGGGUCUGAUGUUGGCAUGCCUGGGUUUCCUGUAUCUCACUGUCUGGCCUGCCUCCCCCUGCAGGGGUCUGAUGUUGGCAUGCCUGGGUUUCCUGGCUCAAAAGUUGCAGAUGACUACUACUUGGAACUUGGAACCUAUUCUUUGGAACCCGCCAUUCACUGGGUUCUGUGUAAGGUUAUCAUUACAUUCUAUAUUGUGAGAGACAACAGCCGUGAAGAGAAUUAGGUGUGCUUAGAGGUACAGAUAAAAACCUAAUCAAAUGUUAUUUGUCACAUGCUUGGUAAACAACAGGUGUAGACUAACAGUGAAAUACUGACUUACAGGUCAGUUUCCAACAAUACAGAGUUAAAGAUAAAACAUGUAAUAAAAAUACAGACUACAGUUUGAUAUGUUUGUCAUAAAUAUUCGUAACUUUACUGAAAGCAAUAAAAGCACUUAACUUCCAUGUGUCACUGUAAAUAUGGGAAUUACAAUAUUACUAAUCAAUUCAUUAGAAGGUAAAGAUUUAGCUACAGUGUGUCUCUGUGUCACAGAGAUUACAAUGUUGUAAAUGUUUGUACAUUUUGCAUUGCAGAUAAUGAAGGACCUCAAACAAAAGAACAGUUCAAUAAUACCAUGGUUUAGAAUGUCUUCACAGGACAGAAUGUCAAGGGAAAUCUUUAUUUUAUUAUCAAUAACUCAAUUAUCUUUACCACACAUGAUUGUAGCAAGAGUGCAUGAGCUGUAUGCAGUAUCUAUAGCACGUGUCAAUCUCAUUCCACGGAGGGCCGAGUGUCUGCAGGUUUUUGCUCUUCCCUUGUACUUGAUUGAUGAAUUAAGGUCACUAAUUAGUAAAGAACUCCCCUCACCUGGUUAUCUAGGUCUUAAUUUAAAUGAAAAACCAGUACUAGGCCCUCCAUGGAAUGAGAUUGACAACCCUGAUGUAUACCAUACAACAGUACAACAGUAUAUUUCACCACUGCAUUCCACAGCCAUGUCUCUAUAUGCAAACAGCUGGAGGGGGACUCGAACCAGAGGAAGACAAGGCUGUCAGCUAUGGGCGUCACCCCAGCACCCUAGUGAACAGUCAUAUAGAGAUACAAAGCGGGAACAUUAGACUAGUUCAAACUAGUUAACUGUGGUUGUGAGAUGUGGUGUGAACAUCAAUGGCUUAUGUGUUACAGAAAACACACACUAUACUGUUGACUUUGUUAUGGUGUCACAAUCUACUUUCAAAACAAGCAUAUCCCAUCCAUAUAUAGUCAGACUACUGACAACAGAACAGAGGGGCAAUUUCCAUUAAAUGAGAAAGAGAGUUUAUAUUGUAUGUUUUCAAAUAGAUGCUUAUUAAGUAAUAAUGUACAUUGUGGCAUUGCAGAUUUGUUUUACAUUAUGGAGCACUUGUGUACUCAAUAAUAAAAUAUAUAA